AUGACAACGUCGUCGAUAUCGACGAUUACUGGAGCAUUGAUCAAGUUCGCCCAGGCAGCGAAUCCAUCAUCUCGAAUCUUUUACACGGUCGCCUCUAAGGCAACAAAAUCGGAGCUUACAGAUGUCCAAGGUUCGAUUAGACUUUUAAGCAACUGUGAUCCCUUUAGUGAAAUUAUAGAGGAACUGAAGAAAGAUUCGUUCCUAACGGUGUUCACCGAAGAAUUAACCUUGUUGAAGGCGUUACCACAUUUGCAAUCCUUAAAAGGUUUCGCGAUUGUGGUCAACAUAGAUUUAAAGCUUCAGGACUACUCGGUUAUUACAGCGUUUAAGGAUCUAUCAAUACCAAUCUUGGUUUCCAGCAAUGGUGAUGCCGCGUUGAAGAAUGCUAAAAUUGCGAACGAAACUGCCACUCAGUUUUCUGAGCCCGUUUUCCACUUCAUCAAUUAUAGCAAGGCCACUGGAAAAUAUGGCGUCGAACCUGCCGCAACAGAAUUAGCUGAAGAAGUAGAGGACAUUUCAAAUUUGAAUUUGGAAAGUUUCGAGCUCUACAACGGUCCUUCAGGUUCACCAUCAGUUUUAAUAGUCAACCUGUCACCCUACGGUUAUGAAUUCACUGAAAAUUUGCCUUGUGAUACAGCUUUACUCGAUAUAAAAGCGUAUAGACCAUGGAAUAAGGACCAAUUGUGGGAGUCAGUACCAUCAAGCGUUCGCAAAAUUGUAAUUGUGCAGAGCUCUUGUCAAAGAUCAAAUGCAAGAGACUUUGAACCCCUUUUGUUAGACUUUUUUGAUGAUUUCGACAAGCUGAUCGAGAGGAAUAUCGACAAUGUGCUACUUUCGAAAGUUGGCGAAUUGAAGGAUGUUGGGAAGGCAUUGAGGGAAAUCGUUUCUAACGCCAAGUCAGAGAAACCUGAUUCUUACUUAUUUUUGGGCGACACUUUUGCAGAAAGUAGUGAUGACGCUACCGAGCUAAGCUCCUCAAUAAAGGGUGCUAUAAAUCUUGAGAAUGCAUACCUCAAAGUCCUUAAGCAGUUAUUUUCAAGCAAUUUGGAGAUUUUAAAUGAGUAUUCAAGCCCAACUGUUCUAAGCAAUAAUCCAGAAUAUGGUUACGGUUUCUUUUUAAGCGAGGACAAAAAGCGCCAAGAGCUGUUGGAACUAGCGAAAAACUCACUCGAUCCCUCGCUGUACCACUCCGUCGAUGCUCCUCAACUUGUCGAGCAAUUAUCCAAAUGGAUUACCUACAAUGAAUCGAAUCUAGACGAAUCUGCAUUGAAAGAAGCAAAUGAUGUAGGCAAUAGGACUUUCGAGUUGCUAGAGCUUAACCAGGAAUCAAAGACGGCAUUGGAUUUCUUGAAAAUUGGAUCUUCUGCCACUGAUUACUCAUUUAAAUCACGCUGGCUGAUUGGUUCCGAUGCCUGGUCGUAUGAUUUGGGCAAUUCAGGUGUUCAUCAAACGUUAUUUUCUAAGAAGAACUUGAAUAUUCUUCUAAUAGAUUCGGAACCUUACAAGGAUGUCAGUAACUCCCAUAGGAGGAAGAAAGAUGUUGGCCUGUAUGCAAUGAAUGCUGGCGAUGUCUAUGUUGCAUCUGUGGCUGUUUAUUCGUCAUACACUCAGCUCCUAACAGCACUGAUAGAAGCUUCAAAAUUCAACGGACCUUCAAUUGUUUUGGCUUAUCUACCUUAUCGUUCUGAGACGGAUACACCUAUAGAAGUUUUGAAAGAAACCAAGAAUGCUGUGGAAUCUGGAUACUGGCCUCUAUACAGGUAUAAUCCAAGUAUUGCAGAUGAGGAGGAAAAGUUCAAGCUUGACUCCGCAGUAAUCAAAAGGGAGCUCCAAAAUUUCUUGGAUCGCGAGAACAAAUUGACCCUUCUCUCCAAGAGAGAUCCAGAUCUAGCUAGAAACUUGAAGCAAUCAGCUAGUGACGUUAUCACUGCCAAACAAGAGAAGAGAAGUAAGUUAGCGUAUGAUCAGCUGUUAGACGGUUUAUCUGGCCCUCCUUUGCACAUUUAUUAUGCUUCUGAUGGUGGCAAUGCAUCGGCACUAGCUAAGAGAUUGGGGACGCGCGCAGCUGCACGAGGUUUGAAAUCCACUGUCUUAUCGAUGGAGGAUAUCAUAUUUGAGGAACUGCCUGGUGAAGAAAACGUUAUAUUUAUCACUUCCACCGCCGGACAAGGUGAAUUUCCCCAGGACGGUAAAGCUUUCUGGGACUUCAUCAAGUCUACAACAGAUUUAGACUUAGCAUCACUGAAUUUUGGUGUUUUCGGUUUAGGUGACUCCCAAUAUUGGCCGCGCAAGGAAGACAAGCAUUACUACAACAGACCAGCUACACAACUUUUCAAGCGCUUAGAAUUGUUGACUGCUAAGCCCCUUCUUGAUCUCGGCUUAGGAGAUGAUCAGGACGCCGAUGGGUAUCAUACGGGAUAUGGUCCAUGGGAAGCUGAACUAUGGAAGGCGCUCGGCGUAGCAAAUGCUGCAGUACCUGAUGAGCCAAAACCUUGGAAUAAUGAAGAUAUGAAACUUGCAUCGAACUUUUUGAGGGGCACGAUCGUGGAAGGGUUGGCUGACGAAUCAACUGGUGCAAUUCAUGCAUAUGAUCAGCAGUUAACUAAAUUCCAUGGUAUUUAUAUGCAGGAUGACCGUGAUAUACGUGAGACCCGUAAGGCUCAAGGUCUGGAACCGUACUACAUUUUCAUGGCUAGAGUCAGGUUGCCAGGCGGUAUCGCUACUCCAGAACAAUGGUUGGUUCUUGAUCGUCUUUCCGACGAGACCGGAAACGGUACCAUCAAGCUGACUACUAGAGCUACCUUUCAGUUGCAUGGCGUUGUUAAAAGGAACUUGAAGCAUACUAUUAGGGCCAUGAACUCAACCUUGAUGGAUACUUUGGCGGCUUGUGGUGAUGUCAAUAGAAACGUCAUGGUUUCGGCUCUACCUGGCAACGCCAAGGUUCAUGCUCAAGUUUCAGAAAUUGGAGCCAAAAUCUCAGAAUUCUUUUUACCAAAGACGACUGCUUAUCAUGAGAUUUGGUUGAGCGGUACCGAUGAACGUGAUUACAACGAUGACUGGUCUUCGAUUUUUGAGAACAGAAAGGAAGGCCCCACAAAGAAGAAGACGUUAGUGGGUGGUAACGCCUUGGUUGAUGUUGAACCACUGUACACCAAUGUUUAUUUGCCAAGAAAGUUUAAGGUCAAUAUCACAGUCCCCCCUUACAAUGAUGUGGACGUUUGGGCUAGUGACGUUGGUUUGAUCGCUAUCAUAGACAAUAACCAACAACUGACUGGUUUCAAUAUGUACGUUGGUGGUGGUAUGGGUACAACGCAUAACAACAAGAAGACUUAUCCCAGGUUAGGGUCCUCAUUUGGUUUCGUCUCAGUCCAGGAUACCAUUCCCGCUAUUGAAGCCGUAAUGAUUGUACAAAGAGACAAUGGUGACCGUGAGAACCGUAAACACGCUCGUUUAAAAUACACCGUUGACGAUAUGGGACCUGAUGUAUUCAAGAAGAAGGUCGAAGAAAUAACCGGUAAGAAGUUUCUUCCUGAGAAAGCUUAUCAAAUAGACUCCAAUCAGGACUACUUUGGCUGGGUGAAGGAUGAGACAGGGCUGAACCAUUUCACUGUGUUUGUUGAGAACGGAAGAGUAGAGGACACUGUUAACCUAGCACAGAAGACAGGGUUCCGGAAGAUCGCUCAGCUAAUGCAAAAGAAUAAAUCAGGCCACUUCAGGUUGACCGGUAAUCAGCACGCUUUGAUUUGCGGUAUCAAGGACGAGCAUCUUGAUGAAUACAAGAAAAUCAUGAAGCGAUACAACCUAGACAAUACAGACUUCAGUGGAUUGAGGUUGAGCUCUGCUUCCUGUGUCGGCUUACCAACUUGUGGGCUGGCCAUGGCGGAAUCUGAGCGUUAUAUGCCAUUAUUGAUUACAAAGCUGGAAAAUAUCCUGGAGGAAUACGGUCUCCGCCACGAUUCUGUCGUUAUGAGAAUGACUGGCUGUCCGAACGGUUGUGCCCGUCCCUGGCUGGCAGAGGUUGCUCUAAUUGGUAAAGCUCCGGACACAUACAAUAUGAUGCUUGGUGGCGGUUUCCAUGGGCAAAGAUUAAACAAGCUUUAUCGGGCUUCCAUUAAGGAGCACGAGAUUGUGACGAUCUUGACUGACCUCUUCAGAAGAUGGGCUUUAGAGAGAAAUGAGGGCGAGCAUUUCGGUGAUUUCGUGAUAAGAGUUGGACUGAUCAAACCAACCACUGAAGGGAAGUAUUUCCAUGACGACGUCGCAGAAGAAGCUCUUUGA
Torulaspora globosa is the source of this 4278-nucleotide messenger RNA. It is a transcript of the gene MET5, whose product is annotated as sulfite reductase (NADPH) subunit beta. The record is from RefSeq and is a predicted model, not a curated record. The coding region runs from base 1 to 4278 and encodes 1425 amino acids. Gene Ontology annotation, cellular component: sulfite reductase complex (NADPH). Gene Ontology annotation, biological process: sulfate assimilation. Gene Ontology annotation, molecular function: FMN binding; heme binding; iron-sulfur cluster binding. The transcript has a single exon. Lineage: Eukaryota; Fungi; Ascomycota; Saccharomycetes; Saccharomycetales; Saccharomycetaceae.